Molecule: messenger RNA, 3180 nt
Organism: Coniosporium apollinis CBS 100218
Lineage: Eukaryota; Fungi; Ascomycota; Dothideomycetes
Exons: 3
Coding region: 1-3180 (1059 amino acids)
Biological process (GO): regulation of transcription by RNA polymerase II; transcription elongation by RNA polymerase II; transcription elongation-coupled chromatin remodeling
Cellular component (GO): DSIF complex
Molecular function (GO): mRNA binding
Source: RefSeq, a predicted model, not a curated record
AUGUCGAAUCUGAUGAGCUACGAUUUCGAGGGCGAGGGCGAGUCCGAAGACGAGGAAUUCAAUCCCACCGCCGAAGUAGGCUCCGACGAUGAAGACGCGGGCAAAGCAGCAAAGGGGCCAGCGAGGCGGGAGAGCUCAGCCGAAGCGCCUGAACAGGACGUGAAGGAGGCCCCGGCGGUCGAGGAAGCUGAUCAGCCUGAGCGGGCAGCAACCGACGGCGCUCGAAGUAGGUGGCAGAGCGACGGUCGAGCUGCAGACGACGCGAAGGAUGAAGUGGACGGCGCGGAUGGCGAGGCGGAUGGGCAGGAUGAAGAUGAGGAUGAGGCAGACAAGGGGGAGGGGGAGGAUGAUGAAGAGGACGAAGAUGAUGAUGAUGAGGACGAUGAGGACGAAGAGGAUGCAGUUGCGAACCGCCCGCGCAAGCGAAGAAAGCGAGACGCUCGCCUGCAGUUCAUCGAUGUCGAAGCCGAAGUCGACGAAGAAGAGGACGAGGAACUGGACGAGGACGACGAGCUAGUCGGAGACGAACCACAUCCCGAUGACGCGCUGGAGCUGCCAGCGGGCGCGGAGCGCGACGACCGAAGACAUCGAGAACUCGAUCGGCAGCGCGAGUUGGAGGCGAGUAUGGACGCCGAAAAACAAGCUGCAGCACUCAAAGAGCGAUACGGUCGCAAUCGCGUUUCCGCAACUACUUCUGCCGUGGUGCCGCAACGGCUACUCCUCCCCAGCGUCGAUGAUCCUACAAUCUGGGGCGUCAAGGUCAAGCCGGGCAAAGAGCGGGAAGUUGUGUUCGCCAUUCUGAAGCGCUGGGAGGAUAGGAUCAACACCAGGGAACCCAUACAGAUCUGCUCUGCAUUCGAGCGCGAGAAGGGAAUGUCUGGCUAUGUUUACAUCGAGGCGCGACGGCAGGCAGAUGUCAUGCCCGCCAUCGAAAACAUCCAGCAUUGCUAUGCGAGGACGCCGCCCAUACUCGUGCCAAUUGCCGAGAUGCCAGAUCUUCUCCGGGUGAGGAAGUCGAAGCAGCUACAACGUGGGGACUACGUGCGCAUAACGCGUGGUCACUACGCUGGAGACUUGGCUCUAGUCGAGGACGUUGAGUCGAACGGCAUAGCUGUCACACUCCGUGUAGUACCCCGCCUUGACUACGGAGCUAAUGAGGACGUCAACGCGGAGAAGAACGCAGACACAUCCAAGAGGAAACGACCUGGAGCUGCUACAAAGGGCAAGGUUCGACCGCCGCCGAGGCUCUUCAGUGAGGUCGAAGCCAAGAAAAAGCAUUCUAGAUUCCUUUCGCAGAUCUCCACAUUAAACCGAAAUGAGUGGAAGUACUACCAAGACAACUACUCCGACGGCUUUCUCAUCAAGGAGUUUAAGAUGAAUCAUUUGCAGACUGAGAAUGUCAACCCGACGCUGGAGGAAGCAACCAGGUUCUCGAUAGCGGAAGACGGGGUGGAAAAUCUGGACUUAGCGACACUCGCUGCCACAAUCAACGCGAGCAAGUCCGGAGCUGAGUACCUGCCCGGCGACAUGGUGGAGAUAUACGACGGGGAGCAGCAAGGUGUUUGCGGCAAGGCAGUUUCAGUACACCAGGACAUUGUUUCGUUGAGGGUUACCGAAGGCGACCUGACUGGUCAAGUUAUCGAAGCUCCAGUAAAGUCACUGCGCAAGAAAUUCCGGGAUGGCGAUCACGUCAAGGUUAUCGGCGGCAGCAAGUAUCGCGACGAAGUGGGCAUGGUUAUCCGGGUCCGAGAUGACCGUGUUACGCUCAUCACAGACUCCACAAGUCAAGAAAUUACAGUGUUCAGCAAAGACUUGAGGGAAGCGUCCGACUCGGGCGGUAUGGUCGGCGACUCGAAAUACGAUCUCUACGACCUUGUCCAGCUGGACGCCGCCACCGUUGCCUGCGUUGUAAAAGUUGACAGAGAAUCCCUUCGAGUUCUAACACAAGAUGGCUCAGUCCGGACGCUCCUCCCCUCCAACAUCUCCGCCAAGCUCGAGCGCCGCCGGCACGCUGUAGCUACCGACCGUGAUGGCUCCGAGAUCCGACACGACGAUACCGUAAAGGAGCACGGCGGCGAGCAGAAACAAGGCUACGUCCUUCACAUCCACCGCACCUACCUCUUCGUCCGGAACCGGCAACAAGCCGAGAACGCAGGCGUCUUCGUCGUGCGCAGCGGCAACGUCACCACCGUCGCAGCAAAGGGUGGCCGCGUGAACAACGCCGGGCCCGAUCUCAGCAAAAUGAACCCAGCUAUGCAGCGUAACGGCGGCGCAAACGCAACGCCCGGCCAGAUGGCUCCUCCCAAAACCUUCGGCCGUGACCAGUUCCUCGGCAAGAACGUCACCAUCCGCAAAGGGCCCUACAAGGGCCUCCUCGGCAUCGUCAAGGACGCAACAGACGACAGCGCGCGCGUCGAGCUGCACUCCAAGAACAAGAUAGUCACGGUCAAGAAGGAUAUGCUCACCGUGAGGGAUCAGAACAACAACCCGAUCGUGGUCGGUGGAUUCGGUAGCAGGCGGCCAGGCCAGUUCGGCGCCACGCCUAGCAGAGUGCCGAGUGCGUACGAUGGAGGCAGGACGCCGUUGCCGGGCUCGAAAACGCCGAUGGGCGAUGGUGGCAGGACGCCGAUGUGGAAUAGGAGCAUUGCGGAGAACCCUGCACGCACGCCGAUGUGGGCGAGGAAUACGGGUAGGGAAGGCGGCAUGACGGCUUAUGGCGGCAGUCAGACGGCGUAUGGUGGACAGAGCGGUGGAGCUAGUGUGUGGGGUGGGGCUACUGCGUAUGGUGGUAACGUCUGGUCCGCCAGCGCCAAAACCCCCCUCCACGCCUCCCACGGCACUCCGUCCGACCCCUACGGCUCCAAAACCCCGCUCUACCGCCCCGAGCAAGCCCCCACCCCCGGAGCCCACGGUGACAUGACGCCCCACCACGGCGUCUGGUCCGCCCCGACACCCGGCGGCUACGACGCACCUACGCCAGGAUUCCAUGCGCCGACGCCCGGUGGGCCCGGGAAUCAUCCCACGCCGGGGAGCUAUGGCGGUGGCUAUGGUGCGGGUGGGCAGUAUGCUACUCCGGCUGCGGCGCCGACCCCGGGGGGGUAUCCGGAGACGCCGGGGUAUUAUGGGGCGCCGGAGACGCCGGCGGCGCCGGUUGGGGACGAGGAUCCGCGGUAUGAGUAA